Owenia fusiformis is the source of this 8626-nucleotide messenger RNA. The record is from the annotation of a GenBank genome assembly. Lineage: Eukaryota; Metazoa; Annelida; Polychaeta; Sabellida; Oweniidae.
CUAGCUACUAACCAACAUGGAGGUCGAAAAAAGUUCGAAAGAAAUAAGGAAUUAUUUCGGGCGGUUUUGGGACUAAAAUGCCACGUAAGAGUCGCAGUACAGAUAAUAAUCCAUAUGAUGCUUUGCAAAGUUCUUGGGAUACUCCGUACUGCCGACAAUUUUUACAACUUACAAGACACAUUAUCGACAUACCAAAGUUUAGCAUACAAGAGUUUGAAUUUGCGCUGAAAGAGUUUGACGAUAUCCUUAUAAACUAUAUAUUCACACAACUUCUACGAUUUUUAGAUGAGGUGAAAUCACCUAUACUACUAUCCAACUUUGACAUUGUGCUGGGAGAGCUCCUAGCUAAAGAGAACCCGCGUAAUAACCAGCUUCAUCGUUGCAAGUUCAAACAUCUUCGUGGCGAUGAAAAGGUCCAGAUUUUAAGAUGGCUUGUAGAUUAUGUGUUUGACAAAAAGGCUGAUGAACUUGAAGAAUAUUUUGACGAUAAUUUCCAUCCAAAUGACCUUAGAGCCAUCAAUGUGGGCCAAGAUGCCUUCAACAAUACAUACUGGUACUUUGAUGAUUUGAGACUAUAUAAAGAAGCGGGUUCCAAAAAAUCAGGUAAAAAGGACUUUGAGACUAUUUGCAUCACGCUUCCAGAUUGGCAAACAUUCGUGAAACAAUUCCGAAAAACCUCGAACGUGAACGAAAAACUCUUGCAUGAUUACUUGACAACUGAAUUAUUUCCAUUGGUCUCUGCCAAGUUAGAGGCGGAGUUUCUCUACCCAGAGACUGAAAAUCUGGAAAUCAGUCGAGACACCAUUUUGAAACGUGAAGCGGUGAAUAAUCCGGAAAUGUUAAAUGAUUCCUCUAAAAUUAUGGCAAGUAGCGAUGUAGAAGUUUCCAACGAAGUGAAGAAAGAAGUUAAAAGUGAACCAAAUGUAAAUGUGAAAAACGAGAGCUCGAGCGUGGAAUCUCAAGAUACAAUAAUUAACGGUAAUACGCCAAAAACUGAGACUGAAGAAGCAAAGCCUGAAAUUAAAUCAGAAGUAAAACAAGAAUCUAACCCGGGAGAUAUAUAUAGUGCGGAGAAUAUAGACAGUACCGAAACCCCAAACGGACUGCAUCCUCAGCCACCGUUGCUACAGCAACCAGCCGCUGCCCAGCCACAGACGAGCACAUCGGACUCUCAUUACAUGCAACAGCAUAGCCAAAUAUUUGUGUAUUCAACUGGGCUUGCAAAUAAGGCAUCUGAAUCAGUGUUAAACGGGACACAUAAAUCUAUAAUUGAAUACCACUGUGAACAACCAGGCACUAAGAAGUUUCUACAGAAACAUCCACUGAAAGUGUCACAGUUUAAUCGGCCAGCAGGUCUACCUAAUUACAAUAUGGCUAAUGUUCGUGGGCCAACGACAAAUAGGACAUCACAAGGCAUGAUGGGAAGCAAUGGCAAUGGAAAUCAAAGUGUCGCUCAGUGGGUCGAGCAACAAAACGCGAACCUACAACAAACUGGAAUGAACAAUAUGACAGGAAACAAUAUGGCCACAAAUCAGGGAAUGGGAAAUGUUGGUGGAUUUGACCCGAGUAAUCCUAUGGGUGAACAGACUAUGGGCCAAAAUCCAAUUGGAAAUAUGCCUUCGAACAUGCCUCCCAAUUAUGGAGGAAUGGGAAAUAUGCCUCCAAACAGUAUGUCCAAUAUACCUCCAAAUAGUAUGGGCAAUAUGCCGCCAAACUCUAUGGGCAAUAUGCCACCAAAUAUGCCACCGAACUCUAUGGGCAAUGUGCCACCAAGUACAAUGGGCAAUAUGCCACCAAAUACAAUGGGAAAUAUGCUGCCAAGUACAAUGGGUAAUAUGCCCCAGAGCUCUAAUUCAAUGGGCAAUGGAGCCCCAAAUGCUCCACCAAGUACUAUGGGCAAUAUGCCUCCACAGAGUAUGGGGAAUUUACCACCACAAAGUAUGGGCAAUAUGCCUCCGACAAGUGCUCCCGGGACUAUGCCUCCAGGCCCCAAUCCCAGAAUGCCCCCAAAUGGCGCAGAUCCAAAUAUGGCCAUGCCUGGCAGGUGGAACAAUGAUCAAAUGAUGAGUGCGGCCGCAAAUCUUAUGGAUAUGCAAGAAGGCUCUGGAGAUAUUCAGACAUCACGGAUACCAAAUGAAAACCUUACACCAGAGCAGUUACAACGGCGGGAGGAAUCUCUGGCAAACCUUCGUAAAAUCCAACAAAUGCUCUUCCCGGAAAAAGAGGGUGGCAGCGGGCCUCCUGGGAGUAUGCCGAGCCAGAAUGGACCUCCAGGACCAGGGGGUAUGCCACCCCAGGGGCCUAACAUGAUGCAGGGACCAGGGGGAGGGGGUGGCCCUCCUGAUGGAAUGUUUAAUAUGAUGAACCCCCAGCAACAAAUGAUGAGCCCGCAUGGACCCUCACCUAACAUGAUGAUGGGCCAACAGCCAAUGGGUCCAGGGGGUCCCCCCAUGAGUCAAGGAGGUCCGCCUAUGACCCAAGGUGGUCCAUCAAUGGGACCCGGAGGCCCUCCUAUGGGUCCAGGUGGUCCCCCUAUGGGUCCAGGUGGUCCAAUGGGUCCAGGUCCCCCACACAAUAUGAUGUCCCCCCAACCAAAUAUGAUGAUGACUCCCUAUGGCAUUGACCCCCAGAACAUGACCCCUGCCCAGAGAGACUGGAUGAAGCUUCAGCAGGAGUACUACACUGAUAAACAAAGGGUCCGGCAGCAGCAGAUGAUGCAAAUGCAACAUAUGAAUCCCGGGGGAGAUCCCUUUUGUCCCCCAGGUGGACCUAACCCCAUGCAAGGCCCCCCUCCUCCAUAUUUCAACAACAUGGGGGGUCGUAGGGCUAGCAUGACUGGCACACCUACCUCGCCUAAUACAAAUGGACCUAUGCCCUCUCCACAUAUAUCAUCAGGACAUCCCUCCCCUAGUCCUGGAGGGCCACAAUUUGACUUCCCUGGCCCUAGGCAUCCAGGUUUCCCUAGCCCUAAUCACCCGGUCAUGUCACCAGGGAUGCCAGGAGGUAUGGACCCUAGCAUGAUGGGCCCUGGGGGUAUGCCCAUGGGGCCAGGAGGUAUGCCCAUGGGGCCAGGAAUGGGACCUGGCAUGAACAUGGGAAUGGGACCCGGAAUGCCACACCAACCAACAAGAGGAAGGGGAAAAAAUUCCCGUGCAAAAACACCAGCAAUUGUACAACGAGCUGGCAACCCUGAACCUCUUACACCAGAAAUAAUAAACAAUUUAACAGGUCCCAAUAAACCACCCCCUAGUUACGCUCAAUCAACCAAACGGAAGCGAGAAAAUGGCAUUGAUGAAGCCAAUAAAAAACUGCAACCCACUCCCUCACCACAACAAAUGAACUAUAUGAAUGUAUAUGAGGGUCAGGAAUUGACUAUUACAAAACAGAUGAACUCUGCCUUUCAGGACUCCCCGCAGGGGGCACCAACUGGAACUACCCGCACCACAUCAUUGAAUUCCCCAAUGCCGACCUCUGUGGGGUCACCCAUGACAGCCCCAGGAUCAAAUAAAGCAACAUCCAUAAAAUCACCCCUUCCCCCUCCAGCUCCAUCCCCUGCUCAACAAAAACCAGCUCCCUCCCCAUCACCUAUCCCCACCCCAUCUCCUGCCCAACAGAUGCCACCACCAUCACCCAUCCAGAAGCCAGCGACCCCAUCUACCCCUGGCCCCCAGGUCCCAAAGUCUCCAUUACCUGUUUCUAGCACUACUACCACAGGUACUACUGUAGUUACAACUUCAACAAUCACAACAUCAGCCCCAAACUCUAGCGUAACCACGACAACUAGCUCAAUAGGGGUCAAAUCACCCCUACCCCAGCAAGCCAAACAACCAACCCAUGGGACUCACCCUGCUCUAAGCACGGCACCUGGUUCUGGAGCACCUCCCUCACCAGGCCAACGUCUGUCUCAUUUUGACCCCCCAGGGAGUAAAAACAAUGCAAAUAAGGCAAACUUGACAUCAAACAUUACCUCAGCGAGCUUGGCCAAUUUGGCAAAAGGCGUAGAACAUUUAUCCAAUCAGAUGCAACAGAGCAUGCUUCAAGGGGGACCAUUCCAUAAUAUACAGAUUCAGGGUCAGAUCUCGGAGAAUGAACAAAUGCCCCCAAAUAGUAUCCCUCCUCAUUCGAGUAUCCCCCCAAGUGGGCCCCCAAGUGUUAAUAAUACCUACGUGAACGCUACAAUGUCUAUACAGCAGUUGAAUAUACAAAGUGUGAAUAACCCAGGAGGAAUGAGUAAUCCUGCUAUGCAGGUCCAGCAAAUGAACAAUGACAUAGCGGGUGGUACCGGACCUGGAGGUGGUAUGAAUGAGCCUCUUCCUGGUCCUGCCACUGCCCAGGCAAGCCAGAUGAUGGCUGGAGGCCCCCUCCCUACUAACACUAGUAUGUCAAUGUCUCAGGCCCAAAUGAUGAACAUGGGGGGAAGCAUACCAGGCAUGGACACUCAUGGUAUGCAAAGAUUUCCAAGUGGCCCCCAAAGUGGGCCUCCUCAGAGUCCAUUCGGACAGUAUCCAAAUCCCCAGGAGGGCCCCCAAUUUAAUCCACAACAGCAGUAUUCUCAGUUCCCAGGUGAUCCAAAUAUGCCUGGUAUGCCUGGCUCUAAACAGUUCCCAGGGGGGCCACAUCCAGGUGGACCACACCCAGGAGGCCCUCAUCCAGCAGGACCACAUCCAGGAGGGCCUCAUCCAGGUGGGCCACAGUAUGGUCCUGGGGGGCAACCAGGGGGCCCAACUCCUACAUCUCAACCAAGUCCAUUUCCAGUGCCGGCUACCCCCGGACAGAGGUUCGGAUCCCCUGAGGUACCACCUCAAAGUGUAACACCAGAUCUAAUGUCCAUGGGUCCAGUUGGAAGUCCGCCAUUUAGAGGUCCCAACCCUGGGGGCCCAGGUGGGGCACCCCCAGGUAAAGGCCGCAGCUCAGGAGUACAUGUUCAAGCCAAGGCACCAAACACAAUAGGAUACAUGCCUAACCAAGGGGGACCUCCUAUGCCUCAGCAAGUCUCAGACCCUGUCAAUGUUCGACCAGAAAUGGAAAUGAUGAGUAGAUAUGCAACACCAAUGAAGGAUCUAGAAUCAAAAUUGCCAACUAAAAAACUCCAGUAUUUCCCAAAUGCAAAUGAUUCUCAAAACCAUCAUGGGGAAAUACCUGGUAUGAGAAUGGCACAGAUGCAAGCCAUGACACGUCGUGAAAUGAUGGGCCCUGGUGGACCAAUGCCCAGAUUUCCAGGGGCUCCAGGUCCCCCUGGGGAGAUGGCAGGUAUGAUGCCCCGUCACCCAAUGAACAGUAUGGAGAUGAUGCAACAGCAGUCAAUGAUGAUGGCGGGCAAUCGUGGCCCGAUGUCUUCUAUGCAGUAUAGUGGGCCACCCGGACCCCCUGGGGGACCUAUGAUGCAAGGCAGUCAACAUAUACAAAUACAGGGUCAGAAUAUAACAAUGCAAGGUCAAGGACCUAUGCCCCCUUUAAAUCAUCCUAUGAACCCAUCUCAGCUUGCCCAAAUGCGUAGUAUGGAUCCCCAAAUGCGUCAAAUGGGCCCAGAUUCUCAAAUGCGCGGAGGUGGUAUGCCAGGUGUUCCUGAUCCACGUAUGAUGAACUCUGGUGGCCCACCUGUGGGAGGCUCUGCUGGCAGUUAUGGAAAUGAUCCUGGAUUUAAUGCCACGUUUCAACAACAACAAAUGUAUGCUCAGAAUACAGCUCGCCAAAUGGGACCACAGGGAAUGAGUGGUGGCGGUAAUCCAAACUAUAUGAUGUAACAAUGCCCAAAUUCUGUCAUAAACCUCGUAGGAAAUACACCACCCGAAAUGGAAAAUUACCAAGAAAUCCUGAAGAUUUCUGUGACCUCAUUGAUAAAGAACUGAGGUUGAGGUGACCCAUAAUUGUGGUUUGUGAAUGGAGAACAAGGCUGCUGAUAGACACACACUGAAUGCUCCCAUAUGUACUGUAUGACUAUUGUAAAAAUGUAUGCUCCCUAAGCUUCUAGACUACAUAUGGCUUUAUUGGGGUUUCUUGAAUAUUGAGACAUUCAAAUAUUUCAUUCAAAGAAGAAAGUGUGACGCAUGCCAAUUUAGAGAAAUAUCAUAACUACUUUCGGUUUACAAGAGAGGAAUUAGUGAGGAAUAUCAGAUGAACAUGAACAUGAAAUAUUGAACAAUCCAUUGUAAGGAAAUUGAUUAUCCUUUUUUAAUCUGCUCAGUCGUAAACAUAGCUUUGUAUAGAUGUCACUCAAAGCAUGUUUUCACUUUAUCUCCUGCUUGUUCCUCUCAUGUAGUUUGGAUCUCUGGGCUAUUUAUAAAUGAAUGGGCAAAAACUUUGAGAUGAGUGUACAUUUAUAAAAAUGAGUGUUAAACGCUAACUUUGAUAUGGAUUAGAUUCAGAAGACAUCAAAAGUUGAGUGUCAUGAACAGGUCCGAGAUGAAUAAAAAGAAUCAGGAGUGAAUAUCAUUGAUGAAUAUAAUUGGUGCACUUAGGUUGCAUUAGGUUGUGAAACCGACAUAUUGUAUAUAAAUAACACUACAGGAUGAUGUAAACGUAGUAAAUAACCCUAGUAAAAUGUAGUAUUUUUACUACAUAAUAUUGUACUAUAAAUAAUAUUUAAUUUUUGUAGAAAUUACAUAUUUUAACAAUGUACAUGUAUAGUAGAAAAAGUAGGACAUUUUGAAUUUCUAUGCAUCUAUAUAACAACAGUUUGUAGAAAAUUGAUUCAAACAGUACAUAUGAAUACGGAUCAAUCCAUCAUGUAUAUUAAAUCUCAAAAAUUGUCUAUUUUUGGUUUAACAUUGAAAUAAAUAGAUAAGUGUCCAUUUGUCAUAGAACCAAUAGAUAUCAUGCAAUUCAAUGUUGGCUUCAAUAUUUUUGGUUACAUUUCAAGCAUAUUUGCCCUGUGAAAAGCAUGUUUUGACGGUUAAUACUGGUAUCUACUUAUUAUAGCAUUGCGAAAGUAUUAUCACUGGUAUUAAUACAGAAACAAAGACCAACUUUUUGUAUUAAAAGCAUCUAAAGACCCUGGGGCCAGUUUAUUGAAUAUAUCCUAGAAAAAAUGGUUCCAACAGUUAUAUUUUAUUGUAUGCUAAGAUAUAUUCUGAAAACUGACCCCUGAUAUUCUGAGGUAGAAUUGAAUAAUUAUAUAUAUUAUUUGUCCCAGAAACUGGUCCCUGAUAAUUGAAGUAGAAUUACUGAAUUAAAGUUACUUAGUUAAGAGUUAUAUCAUGUGGUCACUUUCCUGUUCAGGAACCAUUAAUUUUUAUUAUCACAUCUAACAGAUAGAUAGAUAUCUGCUUUGCAUAAACGCUGAAAGACAUAAUCUUUUAAUUUAUUAGAGUGCAGAAUCACUGAGUAACUCACUAUAUGAUUGAUAUAGUGUCAUUUGACUUAUUUACUAGGACAUAUUUGUAUGUGGAAAAACUUAACAUGCCACAUGUUUUCAAAUGUUCAUGAAAAUAUAUAUGUAUCCAUACAUGAACAUUGAUAUUAGGAAAAACAUGGUCUAAUGAUUAUAUCUUUUGGAAUAUGAAAAUACUGAAAAGGGCCUAAACGUCUUUAGCAUAAAUGAUUGGGAGAGUGUGAUGUAUCUAUGAUGUUACAUUGCCUGUGUGUCAGUGUUUAAUCAUCUAGCUGUUGCUAACGUGCUAUGGUUUGUAGGUCCUGGAUGUGAAGACUAACAUCAUUAUAUUAAAUAAUCAAGGAUAACCCUCUCCCAUACUGUUUCUAGGAAAAUUUAGAAAGGGUAGGGGGAUAAAAUCCUUGAUUUUUGGGAGGUGACAAGAACGUAAAGAAUAUUUCGUAAUCCUAGAAAUUAUUUGAAGAAUUCCAUUACUAAAGAGACUUUCUUCCAAUAUUAACCAUAAUGUUGUUUUCUUAUUGAGAUAUUCGUUAUGUUUAUGCAGGCGAGAUACUUUACCUGAAAUGAGCAAUUGAAUAAAUGUACUUGAAUAUUUAGAAAAUAAUGUACAACUAAAAAUGUAAUAAUGACAGCUGCUAUCUAUUCACUAGUAAUAUGAUAUUACAUACAGAGUAGUAUGUAGACGCAGCAAACUUGAAACAGUGAAAUCCUUUAAACCAUGAAUCUAUAGAUUCAUAUUUUUUUGAAUUUGAACACUGAAUUGACAUGUAUUUAAAUUGAAUAUGAAUAAUUUGGUGUUACAAGGUACAGUAGUAAACCUACUGUUUUGAGUAUUGCAUUGGGGGUUACUUUUUGGUAAACUCACAAUGUCUCUGAUUUCUGUCUUCAAGCAUUCAGUGACAUCUAUAUUAGUGCAUAAAAUGUUCAGGAAUUCAAACGCAGCCGUCUUCUCACGUUGAAUCAUUACAAUAUUAUCAAAGCUUACAUCAUUUAUUUCAAUUAUCAAAUGAAUAAUUUAUCAAGUGUUUGAAAAUACUUGCUUUGUAAUAUUCAUGUAAUGUGAAAAAAUAGCAUUUUACUGCGAGUAGGCUGAAAUGUAUUAAUUGAAUUGAAAAUGUAACAUAUAGUAUUGCAUACAUGUUUGUAAAGUAAAUCCACUUUUACUUGGCUGAUUGCGUACAAUUGUAAGUAACGGUGUAUAUAUGUAAUACAAGUAUGCAAAUAUUUUUGUAAGUUUUCAACGAAAUAAAACACGUUGUAUAAAAUAUAGAAUUUAAAUUGUUGGAGUAACAUAAG